AUGGAGAAUCGUUCAUCAAUUUAUGAACAAGCGGGUCCCAAAGAUAGAGACUUUAAAUCAAAUAUUACUGUUGAACAUCAUGUUAAUUAUUUUCCUUCAACCACUUGGCCCGUUUUCAAUUCUCAUUUCAAAAGUCUCGUACAUCUUGAUCCUGGUCCCAAUGAUAUAAAAUUCAUUCUUGAUCAAGAACCUUAUUCAUCACCAUCAACUUUUUCAACACGAUAA
Messenger RNA from Diversispora eburnea, 225 nucleotides. Lineage: Eukaryota; Fungi; Glomeromycota; Glomeromycetes; Diversisporales; Diversisporaceae. The record is from the annotation of a GenBank genome assembly.